UAAUCAGCGAAAGGAACCGAAGACGAGACAAGACGAGUAUAUAAUCUCGACAGUUUUUGACAAGAGGACAGUUUUUGGAGAGUCUUCGAAGAGUCUGAGGAGAUUCAUCGUCUAGGAAUAGCCGUCAGAAAGUCUGCAAAGCGCCUCCAGAAGAUCGAAAGUUUCGAAUCGAGAAGAUUGGGCCACUGACACCGAAUUUCACAAUCACAAGGAGGAAUGCUAAGGGGGAUAGAGAACAGGAAGAAAAAGAAAAGGAAAAGAAAAGAGAGAGAAGAAAAGAAGAAAAAUGAAAAGGAAAGAGAUCACUCAGGAGUCCUCUCCGCUGAUGGUUAUUGCAAGCCUUUCGAUGCUACCGGUACCGGUUAUAUGCGCAGUGAAACAAUCACAGUAGUGUACCUGCAGAAAGCAAAGAACGCGAAACGAAUUUAUGCUACUCUAAUCUACUCUAAAACUAAUUGCGAUGGUUGGAAGCCAGAGGGGAUUACGUUUCCUUCAUUGAGCAUACAAAAGGAAUUAUUGAAAGACUUUUAUGACGACUGCGGCAUCCCACCCGAAGAGCUGUACUACUUAGAGGCCCACGGCACUGGUACUUUAGCAGGAGAUCCGAUAGAAAUUAAUGCCAUUGAUCAGGUUUUAUGUUCAAAGAGAACUACUCCUUUGUUGGUGGGCUCGGUGAAGUCAAAUCUCGGGCAUUCGGAACCUGCUAGUGGUCUUUGUCAAAUAGCUAAAGUGUUGAUAGCGAUGGAUACUGGCAUUAUUCCACCAAACAUACAUUACGAAACACCGCGAAAGGAACUUACUCCUAUAAUUGAAGGUAGAAUAAAGGUCGUCACUGAACCUAUUUCAUGGAACGGCGGUUAUAUUAGCAUUAAUUCUUUCGGAUUCGGUGGUGCAAACUGUCAUAUAUUAAUGAAAUCAAAUCCCAAAAAUAAAAUCGACAUUGAAACAUCAGACCGCUUAUGUAGACUUGUAACGGUAUCUGGUCGUACGGAGGAGGCUGUUAAAACUCUAUUAGAUAAUGUGAAUAGCCGACAGCUAGAUGUGGAAUAUGUGGCUCUUCUGCAUAGCAUUCAUGCUGUAGAUAUUGAGGGCCAUCCGUAUAGAGGAUAUACCUUAGCCGGAUCUAAAGCUGCUUAUAACAAAAUAAGACAAGUUGAAAAAUACCCAUACCUAAAAAGACCAAUUUGCUUUUUGUUCUCGGGAACAGAAGUUGAAUGGCAUAACGUAGAACUGAUGAAACUACCUGUGUUUGCCAAGGCAAUUGAGAAAUGUAAUGAGACAUUAAAGCAGCAUGAUAUAUGCGUCACGGAUAUUAUAAUGAACGAAAACGAAACUACUUGCAACAGCAUAAUAAAAUCAUGCGUCGCAACCAUUGCCACACAGAUUGGAAUAGUGGAUCUCUUAACACACGUUGGUGUCCUGUCCGAUUAUACGAUAGGUCACUCCAUUGGUGAACUUAUCUGCGAAUACGUUGAUGGACGUUUUACUACCGAGGAAACAAUUUUGGCGGCGUAUUACAUAGGCACAGCAUACGAGCAGGCCAAGUUGCAGGUCGACGACAUUACUGAGAGUCGAUCCGAGUACCUUGGCAUUGUUAGGUCAAAACUGUUGGAACAUUUCAGCCAGAUAUUACCAUCGCAACCUUCAAAACGCCACAGUGUAACACAAUCGGGCAGGCCACGAAGUGAACGCGACAUGUUCGAGACUACUGCAGAAUAUUACGCGGAUAGUAUACUGUAUCCAAUAUUAUCAAAAAAAAUGGCAGCUUUGUUACCGAAAGAUACGAUACUCGUCGACAUAUUACCGACAAUGCCGCAAAAUGAUUUUCAGUUGAUCAUAGCAAAUUCGCUGGAGUCAACGAUGACGUUGAUUUCUCUGUAUAAACGCGGCCAGAAGCAUACCAUACAAGACUUUUUAGAAGGAAUCGGAGAUCUUUAUAAUGUAGGACUUCAGCCACAGGUUGCACGUUUGUAUCCGCCAGUUCAAUUUCCUGUUAGUCGCGGAACACCAAUGAUAUCUCCUCUCAUUAGAUGGGAUCACUCUGAGGAUUAUUACUUAUACCUUUAUAAAGGCGAAAAUAGAAAUUUCGACAAGGAAAGAGUCAUCACUAUUAAAACCAGUGACGAAGACUUUGAAUACAUGUCUGGUCACAUAAUCGAUGGGAGAAAUUUGUUACCGGCUAUGGGUUACCUUUACGAAAUUUGGAAUACAAUUGGCUUGUUGAAAGGCAUUGAUCAUAGGAGUAUACCGAUUGUAUUUGAAAAUGUUAAGUUCCUACGUGCUACUCACCUAUCGAAAAAAGACGAAGUGGAAUUAACUCUUGUGAUCCAAGGAUGUAGUAAUAAUUUCGAGAUUAUAGAGGGAGGCAAUGUGAUCGUCAGUGGAGUUGUGAGGGUGCCUGAUGAUGUUGCGAAUGAGAAAAUACCUGUCCAGUUCCUAUCUAAGGAUGACAAUGCUGAGGAAUACAGGAACACUUCAGAUAUUUACAAGGAACUACGACUUCGGGGCUAUCAGUAUAGAGACUUGUUCCGCUCAUUGAAGAGCGCCUCAAUUAAUGGGAGCGUAGGGCAUAUCAAGUGGUCGACGAAAUGGGUGUCGUUUAUGGACAAUAUGUUACAAAUGAAAAUUCUGUCGCUCGACUCGAGAAAUCUUUACGUACCGACUCAAAUUCGCAAAUUAGUAAUCGAUCCCGAAUAUCAUAUGACACUGAUACGCAAACUCUUAGUGGAGGAAAGAUAUGUACCCGUACGCGUUUAUGAUUCUUUCGAAGCUAUUGUAUCCGGAGGAAUAGAAAUUUGUGGACUAAAGUCCAUGGUCAUAUCCCGCCGGCCAGCACAAGUUGAACCUGUACACGAGGAAUACAAGUUCAUUGCUUACCGCGAUCAUACCACGAUCUCCUUGGAAGAUGCAGUGCAAUUAUCGGUACAUAUCGCUCUUGAAUAUUACGAUUUGAAAAACGUCAAAGUGGUUGAGAUCGUUGAGGACGACGACAAGAUUCUGCUGGAGGAUUUAGUUACUCCAAUCGUUCACAUGGUUCUAAGCAACUUGCCGUUAGUGCGACCUAAUCUCACCUUAAUUGCAAAGGAGAACCGAUUUGACAGCUCCUCCUUACCUCAAGGUCUAUCAGUCAUACAGCCUCACAAAAUAUUGAAUGGCGAUACGUUUUUAAUGGUCAUUGGCGUUGGGAUAUUGGCGAAAGGUGCACGUUCCUUAUUAUCCAAUGUAAUGGCUGGUGGUUUUCUAUUUACUCGAGAGGAUCUCAACGUCACGUAUGACAACGAGCUACUGCAACAGUACAAUUUAAAUAUCAUUUUGAAAAAACGCACAGAACGAGAAACAGUGCUGCUUUUGAGAAAGGCGGAAAGCGCUAUAACGAGACGAGAAGUCAUACGUAUAAACAAUUACGAGUUUUCGUGGAUCGAUAAGCUCAAAUCUGCGAUGGACGCGGACUACGGGACGAAUUCAAGAAUAACACUCGUUGCUGAAGACGACUCUGUUUGCGGUAUAUUAGGGUUUGUAAAUUGUUUGCGAAGGAGCCAGGCGGCGAAUCAGUUAGAUGCGUCUUCAUCCAAGAUAAGGACGCGCCCAAAUUCUCCUUGCAAGAACCUUUUACAUGAAUCAAGGAAUAUCAAAUGUUAUAAUAAACGACCACGUUUGUCUUGGGUUAUUCCCGAUGAAUGGACAUUCGAGGACGCUGCCACUGUUCCGUGUGUUUAUGCCACAAGCUGCUACGCUCUCUACGAGAAAGGGAAGAUGAAGAAAGGAGACAAAGUUCUCAUUCAUUCGGGCACCGGUGGCGUUGGUCAAGCUGCAAUCCACCUGGCGCUUUACGAAGGAUGUGAAGUGUUUACGACAGUCGGGACUUUGGAGAAACGACAAUUCGUUAGAGAAACAUUCCCUUCGAUCCUUGACGAUCAUAUCGGCAAUUCUCGCGACACAAGUUUCGAACAAAUGAUCCUUGAGCAGACACACGGUCAAGGGGUAGAUAUUGUGUUAAAUUCCUUAGCUGAAGAAAAACUUCAGGCGUCUGUUCGAUGUUUGGCGAAAGGCGGACGAUUCUUAGAAAUAGGAAAAUAUGACUUGAUUGCCGAUAAUACCCUAGACAUGAAGAUUUUUGCAAAAGGCAUCAGUUUCCAUUCGAUUAUGUUAGACAAUAUAGUAAAUUCCACCACGAUAAAUAACGAAAUUGUAUAUAAAUAUAUGCUGCAAGGCCUGAAAAACGGCUCGAUAAAACCGCUCCCGAGGAAAGUGUUCGAAAGGACCGAAGUAGAAGCUGCCUUUAGAUACAUGGCAGCUGGCAAGCAUAUAGGAAAGAUCCUGAUAAAGAUACACGAUGAAAACGAGCCAUUAGGUCUUCCUGUUCUCGCUUAUCCACGAUUUUUCUGCAAGCUUCACAAGUCUUACAUCAUUUUAGGCGGCCUAGGCGGCUUCGGUCUGGAAUUAGCCGACUGGCUGAUUCUUCGCGGAGCAAAGAAUCUUCUUCUAACUUCGCGCACUGGGCUGCGAAACGGUUAUCAGCGCUCAAGGAUGGAACUGUGGAGAUCUUACGGGGUGAAUGUGCAAAUUAUCGCGGGUGCUGAUGCGUCCGAUCGCAAGGACUGUGCGUUCAUUUUGAAUUCUGCCGCUGAAAUGGGACCGGUGGAUGCUAUAUUCAAUCUUGGUGUGCUGAAAGACUCGAUUUAUAAGAAUCAAACCGCUGAGUCCUUUAAAGAAUCAUUCAAGCCGAAGGCAAUGGCCACGAAGAUGAUGGACGAGCUAUCCAGAAAGAUGUGUCCUGAUCUCCGGCAUUUUAUCGUCUUUUCGUCCGUCUCGUGUGGCCGAGGAAACGCCGGACAAACAAAUUAUGGUAUGGCCAAUUCUGUCAUGGAGAGGAUAUGUGAGAGGAGAGUACAGGACGGAUUACCUGGGAUGGCUAUACAGUGGGGUGCGGUGGGUGAUGUGGGCCUCGUAGCAGAUAUGCAAGAGGAUAAUAAGGAACUGAUUAUCGGCGGUACUUUGCAACAGAAAAUUCAGUCCUGCCUUGAGUCAUUGGACACUUUUAUGAUACUAAAUCGACCGAUCGUGAGCAGUAUGGUCGUGGCUGAGAAGCGUGCGGAAUUAGGUGGAGUAAUGGAUAUUUUGGAGACCGUAGCUAGUAUCAUGGGAGUGAAAGACGUAAAAACGGUCGGACAUCGCACUCCAUUGUCAGAGAUCGGUAUGGACUCGAUGAUGGCGGUGGAGGUCAAGCAAACGUUGGAGCGAGAAUUUGAUGUUUAUCUCACAGCACAAGACAUUCGAAGUCUCACUUUCGAGAAACUCCACAAUAUCGCCAACAAAGACAAGCGUUUCGAGCAGACUGAAAUAUUCGAUUCGGCAGGUGUAAAAUUUUUGAUUCAUUUAUUGAGCAGUUUAGAUAUCGUACCAGAUGUUUGCUUGGAGAUGACUACAAGAAAUGAGGCGAGCAAAAAGCAAAUAUUUCUUCUACCAGGAAUCGAAGGUUGCGCAAGCAUAUUUAAUUCAUUGGCCUCGAAAAUUAAAAGUCCCGUUACAUGUUUGCAACACGGAGCAAAUAAUAUCCCCAUGAGCGAAUCCGUGCUGCAGUCGGCUGCCACUCUAAUACCUCAUAUAAUAUCGAAGAUAGAGAAUUCCGCAGAAUUCAUAAUAGUUGGGUACUCGUAUGGGUCCUUAAUUGCUAUCGAGGUAAUGAGACUGUUGGAGGCCAGAAAUUUCACAGGAUAUUUAGUAUUAAUCGAUGGCACGCCUGACUAUGUGAAAACUAUGAAAGAACAUCAUUUUUCUUUCACCAAUCUCCAGGAGUUUCAAAACAAUAUUCUCCUAAAUGUUAUGGAUUUAUUUUACUCUAUCAAUAAUACAUCGAUUUUAAUACAAUUGUCCAAGCACGACACGUGGGAGAAGAAGUUGGAUGCUUUUAUCGAAUGUCUCCCAGACGAAAUUAUACAAGCGACUUCGGUUGAAAAUUACAGGAUUUAUUAUACAAUAACAAUUUAUAAGCAUCUGGUCGCUAUUCACGAAUACAAUGCGUCUUUACUGCCGCCACUGAAAUCACAUAUAUUGUUACUAAAACCCACAAUGUCGUAUUUACUUUCUGCAGAUGAAAAUGACGGCUUGAAUAAGAUAACCAAAGGUAACGUACAAGUCCGCUAUGUCGAAGGUAAUCAUCUCACGAUGUUGGAAAGCAAUGAACUUGCUGAUAUUAUUAAUGAAAUAUCGUCUUAAGCAGUUAAGUUUUAUAAUGUUGAAAAGUUCGCGAUUUUGUAAAUCGAAGGAGUUAAGGUGGAAAGUGAACAGGGAUACGCAGACAUUUAUUGUAAACAAAGCAAUGAUAAAAUUUAAUAAACUGGUAUAAACUGAUGUAAGCUUCUGUAUUCUCUUAUAAUUUUUUAUGGUAAAUAUACCGGAAGAGGGAACCUAUCUCCAUUGACCUUAAUUUCUACAUAUAUUUUCAAGAUUACCCUUCUUAAGCGCCUUUCAAAAGGCGCCGAGCCACCUUCUAUCACAUCUCAUAUGUACUGUUUAAUAUAUUUUUAACUUACACUGUGUCAGAAAAACAAGCUCUAUUAA
Harpegnathos saltator (Jerdon's jumping ant) is the source of this 6561-nucleotide messenger RNA. RefSeq names its product fatty acid synthase-like. Gene Ontology annotation, biological process: fatty acid biosynthetic process. Gene Ontology annotation, molecular function: fatty acid synthase activity; phosphopantetheine binding; oxidoreductase activity. Lineage: Eukaryota; Metazoa; Arthropoda; Insecta; Hymenoptera; Formicidae. The record is from RefSeq and is a predicted model, not a curated record.